CCACCUCAUCAGCCCAACUCCUCUCCACCUGCUUAUCCAGCUGCCUCAGAUCACUAAUCAAGCCACUUUAUAAACUCCUGCUUAACACACACUCUUUGCCAUCUCAUUAUUGCAUUCAUGCCUUACUUUCCAGUGUUACCUUUUGGACUGAUUUCCUGUUGCCGACCCUGCCUGUCUUGGACUUACUUUCUCUGUAAAAACCCUGAUUGUGUUCAGGUACAGUUGUAUUUAGCUCUGCUCUGAGAUCCACCAUGAAGCUGUACGUGAUCGUUCCACUGUGUGUUCUGUUCACCGUCACCACACAGGCACCUUCACGUGAUGAAUGUAUAUGUGAGGUGACUUCAGAAAAGCCAUUUCCUCAUGACAAACUCGGCAGAGUGGCAGGCAAUGCAUCAGAAUGCAACAGCACAAUUAACGCACAGAUGACUCAGGAGCUGGAGAGUCUGCUGCUGGGUUUGGAGCAUCGUCUGCCCCAGCUGCAGGAAGAUGUGUCAGUGCUGGAGAGGGAGGAUGAUGGAGAGCUCUAUGCAGUUCUCAGCCUGUUUGUGAUCGAGAAUGAACUGAGGGAGAUCAACCAGCUCAUCGACAAGCUCAACAGCACCACCCUGGACCGACAGCAUCUAACUACUAACACCACUAAAAAGCUGGAGGAUCUGAGGGCAGAGAUGAAGGAGCUGGUGACGUAUGACACCAUGAAGGUGAUAGAGACACAACAAGACAACGAGCGUCUGAAGUCAGAGCUGAGCGAUUGUGAGACUGGCCUUCAUCCCACCACCCAGCCUACUCAGCCUCCACAUGGUAACUGCCCCCAUGGUCAAUUUUACAACAUCACAGCACCGAGGGUGUACACACAAGGAGAGUACCCAGGAUCCUAUCCGUAUGGAGCCUGGGGUCGGGAUCCUAAACCAGAGGCGGGGAAAGAGGACUGGUAUUGGAUGGUAAUCUUGACCUCUGGCAAUAAAUUCGCCCACUAUGUUCGUCAAUAUUCCAGCCUGAGCUCUCUCAUUGUUGGUGUGAGCAAACCAGGUAAUGCUCAGAUCCAUGCAGCUAACCCAACCACCAACACCAUCCAGGGUCCAAAUGCUGUAAUGUACGGAGGGGCGUUGUACUACAAUUGUUACAACAAAGAUGCUGUUUGUCGAUUCAACAUAACCGACAAAACGGUUACAACCUUACAACUACCCAAAGACACCAGGUAUAACUCAAAGGGUAAUUUCUGCCGCCUUGAACAAUGCUACCCAUUCACCGACCUGGACCUAGCCACAGAUGAGUCAGGUGUCUGGGUGAUCUAUACAACUCUACAAGACUUUGGCAACCUGGUGCUUUCCAAAGUGGAGGGGAAUGAAACGAUGAGGCUCGGCCAAACCUGGAAAACCUCAGUCUACAAGCAGGCGGUGACCAACACCUUCAUGGCCUGUGGCGUGCUCUAUGCAACACGGUACAUAGACAAAGACGUGGAGGAGAUCUUCUAUUCCUUUGACACCUUGACAGGGGAGGAGAAUUUCAAAAUUGGUGUCUACAUGAACAAGAUGUCUGCCAACAUUUAUUCCCUGAACUACAGCCCUGUGGACCAGAUGCUGCAUGUCUACAGUGACUCCCGCAUGGUCUCCUAUAAGGUUUUGUUUCGGUAAAGGGAUAAUGCUGACAGCAUUUCCCACAAAUGUCUGAUUUGAAAAAUCUACAGUAGUAGUAACCAACGUGUAAAAAAUAAAGGUUUCUCGAAAAUAAAGGCAAGCAAAAAGUA
Molecule: messenger RNA, 1744 nt
Organism: Centropristis striata (black sea bass)
Lineage: Eukaryota; Metazoa; Chordata; Actinopteri; Perciformes; Serranidae
Product: olfactomedin-4-like
Exons: 8
Coding region: 252-1631 (459 amino acids)
Biological process (GO): signal transduction
Source: RefSeq, a predicted model, not a curated record